Grammomys surdaster is the source of this 1008-nucleotide messenger RNA. RefSeq names its product protein FAM156A/FAM156B-like. The record is from RefSeq and is a predicted model, not a curated record. Bases 419 to 805 code for a protein of 128 amino acids. The transcript is spliced from 4 exons. NCBI's taxonomy places the organism in Eukaryota, Metazoa, Chordata, Mammalia, Rodentia, Muridae.
GUUCUAUCUUAGUGCAGUGAAGGGAAAAAGCCAGUCUUCUCAAGAGUCCCACUUCUCCGCAGAGGCUCUGGCCACAUUCAGAAACCAGUUCCUGAGAGAUCUGUGCAGGACGGCCCAGCUUCUCAGAACUGUUCAUAGAUAGACCCUCAGCUCUGAGAGCGCGGCUGCCUUUCUCCUACCAAAGCCACCUCCAUUGGACAACAUCUGGUAGUAGGAAGAACUGAAGCGGAGUUUGGCAUCCAGGCAGCGUGGGACAGGGUCCAGAGACAGUGAAAGAUCCCCCUGAACGGUACCCAUCAGUCACUCCAAACACCAUCCAAUGAGAAAUACAAGAAGCACUUUGAAGAAAUCAUUGUUCCUAGACAUACCCUGAGCUCCGUUUCAGCCAAAAUCAUUGAGAGAGACUUGAAGAGAAAGGAUGGAUGAAGAGCAACAUCAAGAGAGUUCAAAAUCACCUCAAAAGAAACUGAAGACAGUUGAAUUCAAGAAAAAGAAACACGUCAGGUUUCUGUUACCUCGCAAAGCUGACAAGAAAAAGAAAUCCUCUUCCCCACAAGAUCCAGAUGAGGCGAUGUUCAGAUGUGAAUGCCACCCCUGCCAGAAGUGUGUGGGGAACACAUCUGGGGUCUCUGCGGGAACUGGGACAGAGGCAAUCUCUCAGUCAUCCUCCUGGGAAAUGCUAACACUAGACCUCAGUAACUUGACACUCAAUCCCCAUACCACCCAGCCCCAUCUUGUGCAAGACACCAUACCGAAAAGAGAGAACAAAACACAGUGGCAGCGGAAAAACAAAAGGAUGUUUUAACAUGUUUUCCACGAAUGGACAGAAUGACUCUGACACUGUCAUCCUAACAAGAAGGAAGAUCCAAACCUAUGGGAUCAUGAGCAUCAUCUUUUUGGGAGCAUGGUCAGGAGGAGCAAUGAUGUCCAACCUAGUAACAAUUGUACAGCCAGAUCGCGAUUCGAAUCUACCCACAAAUGUAGCCAUCCUUUAGUAGUUUUGGCAUC